Messenger RNA from Drosophila montana, 4347 nucleotides. RefSeq names its product nervous wreck (gene nwk). Gene Ontology annotation, biological process: neuromuscular synaptic transmission; regulation of actin filament polymerization. The coding region runs from base 31 to 3309 and encodes 1092 amino acids. Gene Ontology annotation, molecular function: protein binding. The transcript is spliced from 8 exons. The record is from RefSeq and is a predicted model, not a curated record. NCBI's taxonomy places the organism in Eukaryota, Metazoa, Arthropoda, Insecta, Diptera, Drosophilidae. Gene Ontology annotation, cellular component: recycling endosome; neuromuscular junction.
AAACCGCGCUAGUUGCCAAAAGCUAACAGAAUGCAGCCGCCGCCGCGCAAGGGUAACUAUGUGAAAUUCCUGAAGAAUUUGCACACGGAGCAGGUGGCCAAGUUGCAGCUAAAGAACCAGCAUGAGUGCGAUCUGCUGGACGACAUCCGGCAGUUCACGCUCAAGCGAUCCGCCAUUGAGAAAUCGUAUAGCGAGGCGCUGCUCAAGAUCUCAUCGCAGUAUCUCAACAAGAAAAUACCCAAUAUACCCGAUAUUAAAAUGGACGGCAUGGAGGAGCGCUGGAACAUGUGGAGUGUUUGGCGCACCGUCUUGGAGGAGAACGAGAAGCUGGCACGCGCUCGCCUCGCGGCCAUCGAGGUGUUCCAGCAACAGAUCGCCGACGAGUCGAAGGUGCUGCGGGAUUACAAGCUGGCCAUUGCCAAGCGUUCGCUUGCGGGCAUUGUCAACGUGCAGAAGGAGCUGCACUUGAGCGUUGGCGAUGUGGACAAGACCAAGAAAUCGUACUUUGAUGAGGAGCACUGCGCCCACGAUGUCCGCGACAAGGCCAAGGAUAUUGAGGAGAAGCUCAAGAAGAAGAAGGGCUCAUUCUUUCAGUCCAUCACCUCGCUGCAGAAGAACAGCGCCCGGGUCACAUCGCGCAAGGAGCUGCUCGAGGAGAAAUCCUCCGGAGCACGCAACGACUACAUCUUGAGCCUGGCCGCUGCCAAUGCCCAUCAGAAUCGCUAUUUUACCGUCGAUUUGCAGACAACAAUGACCACCAUGGAGAACUACGUCUUCGAGCGGGUCGCCGAGUAUCUGAUGCUAAUGGGGCGCACGGAGCUGCUAACCUGCUCGGCGACGCAGAAUAGCUUUGGCAAGAUACGCGACCAGGCACAGCAGCUGACCAGGGAGUACAAUCUGCAGUGCUGCUAUCUGUUCUACCCGGUGCUGAAGCAGCACAUCCAGUACGACUUUGAGGCAUGCGAUAAUGAUCCGGUGCGGAAGGUGACCGCCGAGCACGACUCGGCUGCCGAGACGCUGACCAAGGAGGCCAAGAAUCUGGCGGGUCGUGUGGUCAAGGAGAAUGCCUCGAUACGCGAGCAUGCCAAGAAGUUGGCGCUGUGUCAAUCGCUGCGGGAUGCCGGCCAGCGUACCGAUCCCAACGAUCCGAAUGGACCAGAUCUGGAUACGAAAAUCGAUGAGUUCCGCGAUCAGAUACGUCGCUCCGAAACGGAAAAGGCCAAGGCGGAGGCGUGCCUCCAGUGUCUGCGCGACGGCGGCAUCAAUGUGGACGAAUGGGUACAGGAGGCGGAAAUCAUGGGCGUCCAGGAGCUAACACGCUCGGCCAGCUCCAUAUCCAUGCGCACCGAUGCCUCCGGCCAGGGCGAGAAUCCCAGCUCCGACUCGUUCUACGACAGCGACAAGGAGGAGGCAGCUGGUGCCACGGCCGUUACCGUAGCCAAGCCCAGCAAGCCGGAGCAACAGCAGACGUUCUCGCGGGAUCGCACCUUCAGUGACAGCGACGAGGAGCCCGAGGAGCAGGAAAGGGCACAGCCAAGCGUUGCGGCACCGGCGCAAAAGUUGAACGCCGGCAAUGCAGGCGGCUGGGACGAUCCGACCGAGGUCAAUUGGGAGGAGGCCGACGACGACAAGGACGAUCCCAUUGUGCCCGAGCCCAAGGAGGCCAUCUUCAAGUGCACCGCGCUCUACAGCUACACGGCCCAAAAUCCCGACGAGCUCACAAUUGUUGAGAACGAGCAGCUGGAGGUGGUCGGGGAAGGAGAUGGGGAUGGCUGGCUGCGGGCGCGCAAUUAUCGGGGCGAGGAGGGCUACGUGCCGCACAAUUAUCUGGACAUUGAGCAGGACGCGGCCGGUAGCGCCUUUAAUGGUAGUUCAGGCAAUCAAUUGCGCUCACAAAUCUCAUUCUCAUCUGUCGAUUAUACGGUUGACAAUGAAGAUCAGACCGUCGACUCAAUGCAAUCGCCCGAUCAGGUAUCGGUCAUAAUGGCGCCACAAAAGCGCCUCAAAUCGGACAUCGAAUGGUGCAUUGCGCUCUACGAUUACGAUGCCACCGCCGAGGAUGAGCUCACCUUCGAGGAGGGCGACAAGAUCAAGAUAAUUACCAAGACCGCGCACGGCGUCGACGACGGCUGGUGGGAGGGCGAACUGGAUGGCAAAUUUGGCAAUUUUCCAUCGCUGGUUGUCGAGGAGUGCGACGAAAUGGGCGAACCGCUGAGCGAGGGCGUCGACGACGAGUCGCCGCCGCCGACAGCAGCGCCCAGUUUUGCAUUGCCGCCGGCGCCAGCUCUGCCGGCAGAGUACGCGCACGAGCUGACGGACAUAACGGAGGAUAUGUUCGGAUCACAGGAUACGGCAGAUGAGGAUCGGGACAGCGGCUAUAUACCCAAUGGAGCUGCAGUGCCCAGCAUGCCUCCGCCAGUGCUUAUACAAGAGCCUGGCAUGGAGGACGAUUUCAGUGACGAUGAGAAGCCGCCGCCGUCGUUGCCGCCACCGCAGUUAACCAAGCCGGUUGAGGGCGCAACGGCGACGGCCACAGCGAAUAGUUUGAAUUUAGGUAUGGCACAAAUAAUUGUUACCGCUGCAACCCCAAUGGUUGAAGACGGUGCCGAUAAAUCUUUCCCACCAGUAGGAGAAAGGGACAAUUCACAGCAAGCGAAGGAACAGAAACCGGUGUUGGAUAAAAAGCCCGAUAUUGUGCCGAAGCCGAAGGCCAAAGUUGCGGCCCAGAAGCAGCCGCCGCCGCCGGCAGCGUCCGCUGCCAAAGAAGGUAAUAUUGGUGUUGGCGAUGAUGAUGUUGUUGGGGUCGGUGGUGUUCAAUUGGUUUCCAAUGUAACCAUAACACUGACAGAAUAUCCAUCCUGUCAUGCAGAGGAUGAACAGUCUUUCCUGGAUGGCGGCAGCGAUACGACCGCGGCCGAUGUGCCCGUCCUGCAGGAGCCGGAGGAUCCGUUUAUUGAGAAAUCCGCAACUGGCGCUGUCCAGGCUGUUGGAGCAGCUGCUGCUGAAGGCGGCAGCACUGGAUUUGAGGCCGACUUCGAGGCCAAUUUCGAUGCUAAUUUCGAUGAUGCAUUUGCUGCCAGCGGAGCUGCAGCUGAAGCUGGAGCCGGAACUGGAGCUGGAGCUGCAGCCGGAGGCGGUGGUGGCGGGGGCGGAGGUCAGUCGAGCAGCUUGGACAUGAAUUGUGAGGCACCGGCCGAGGAUGUGAUUGAGGCGCCCAAGCAGGUGGUCGGCGGACGGGCCAGCAUACCCGAGGAACUGGACUCAAAUCAAUUGGCACGCUUGGAGAAUCUGAAAGAGUCGAAUGCCUAGACAGCUAAUGCCAACUCCCUAAAGGCAACAGCCAGGCUCUACUUAAAUGUUGUUCGUUAUAUUUUAGGCACACACACAACAAACAUUGAGCACGAUAACCGUUCUAUAUAGAGACUAAAAACCCGUUCGGCUCAGAAUGAGAACCACACACUGUAUUCAAUUAACGACAAGCACAUAUACUCUCACAGACAGGCUGCGACUAAACAAUAAACACAAUUUGACGAAACAUAAUCUAAGACAACGAUACAGCUCAAUAAACUCAAGCCAGACCAGAUCGGAGGCCCACAUAGUAAAAGUAACCUCCUCUCGAUGCGGUCGUUGUAGUUCUCUCAGUCUCUGAAACGGAUCUUCGAAUAUCAGCUUAUAAUCGAGCAAUAAUAUAUAUAUAUAUAUAUGUAUUUAUAUAUGUAUGUGUAUAUAUCUAAGUCAACUACAUAUUAAUACGUAUUCUAGUUAAAAAUAUAACAUAUAUAUAUAUAUAUGUGUAUAAUUUAAUUGCGCUUGAUUAACAGUACGAAUACCAGCCAAAAUUUCAACUCAUAGUCAAAUAUUAAUGUUCUGUUGCAAAAGAAAAAGUAAUUGUAAUAAUAUUAAUUAAAUAUACUCAUUGUUAGCACUAGGAAUUGUGCAUACCGUAGAAAAUUUCUUUUCAGCUAGUUUGCUUCAAAUACAUAUAUAUAUAUAUAUGUAUAUAUAAAUAUAUGUAUGUCUUCUUUAUGUAUAUCGUUGUACAAUGUUAUUAAAAGUCUACUCAAAUUAGUUUAAUUUAGUUCAAUUGACUUGUUUCGAUUAUACCUGAAAUGCCUAUUGAAAUUUUUGCGAAUCGUCUAGUUAAAAUACUCAAAGCAUAAAUCACUGAUUAACGUAUGAAGAGCUCUCUUUGGGUUCAAUUAAAUAUAAAUAUGAUAUAAAUCAAAUUAUUGAAAUUUACCGCAAUGUAUUGUAUGUUAAUUUCCGAUGAGGCAAAGUUCGCGUCAUAAGCUAAAACUUCUGUUUAAACGAUUAAUAAAUAAAUAAAUAUUUCAAAACAGUAAACAA